This is a messenger RNA of Coprinopsis cinerea okayama7#130, 576 nucleotides long. RefSeq lists its product as hypothetical. The record is from RefSeq and is a predicted model, not a curated record. Gene Ontology annotation, biological process: intracellular protein transport. NCBI's taxonomy places the organism in Eukaryota, Fungi, Basidiomycota, Agaricomycetes, Agaricales, Psathyrellaceae. The transcript has 2 exons. Gene Ontology annotation, cellular component: mitochondrial outer membrane. The coding region runs from base 12 to 467 and encodes 151 amino acids.
CAACCGUCAUCAUGGUCAAGGUCGAAAUCGUCGAUGACAAGGACGAGGGCAACUACCCCUAUGCCAGCUCUUCGUCCUCGAGGACAAACUCGACAGACUCUCUCUCUUCCGUAGAGUCAGACCUCUCCGUCGAUGAGACCUUUGCAGAGCGUCUCGCCGCCCUCGUCGACAUUGUUCCCCCGACGACGCGCCACUCCAUUCGUUCAAAAAUCUCCAAGACUGCAUCGGUCGUCAAAAAGACAGGCAAGGUGUUCGGAAACCUUGUGUGGGUAGUCACCACGUCUGCUCUCCUCGUGGCCCUCCCGCUGGCACUGGCCUUGGAGGAUGAAGCCAAAAUCGUCGCCCAGGAGAAGGAAAUGCUUGAACAACAACAGGGAGCUCAGCUCCUCGCCAAUGGCGCCUCACCAUAUGGCCUGCCGCCAUCUGAACAGCAACAACCAAAAGCGCUCGUUCCUCCCGGUUUCUGAUCGCUCACAGACAUUUAGAGAGCACACCCACCCUACCUAUAUUUCGUUUAUAAUCUAAUGUCAACGAUGUACUGUCACGCAUGCAAGACUCUUAUAAUGCACCACCCCA